Penicillium lagena is the source of this 1653-nucleotide messenger RNA. Its product is annotated as dipeptidyl-peptidase III. Gene Ontology annotation, cellular component: cytoplasm. Bases 1 to 1653 code for a protein of 550 amino acids. Gene Ontology annotation, molecular function: dipeptidyl-peptidase activity. Lineage: Eukaryota; Fungi; Ascomycota; Eurotiomycetes; Eurotiales; Aspergillaceae. The transcript is spliced from 2 exons. The record is from RefSeq and is a predicted model, not a curated record.
AUGAUGCACCUGGGAUAUCCGCGAAGUGGCCACAUGACCACCUACUAUCCCGAUUCGCCGUCGAUCCUGAAAGAAGAGAUCACGGCGAUUGGAGAUUUGAUGGAGAAGAAGGGGCUAGCCCUCGAGAACACCAGGCUGCGGAAGACUGCGUCAGGCGACUUUGAACUCUUGAUCGCAUCCGGUAUUUCAAACCCACGGGCGAACCACCGAGACCUUGGGGAAGAAGACACGUUCGAGCUCGAUGGCAAGCUUAAGGGGAAGACGCUGCGCCUGGUUUUUGGAGACUACCAGGAAGAAAUGGCCAAGAUCGCUCACUGCAUCAAGCAGGCAGAGCUCAAUGCCGCCAACGAGAAUCAAAAGAAAAUGCUCGAUGCGUAUGCCCAUUCCUUUGGUGCUGGGUCGAUCGAGGCGUUCAAGGAGAGUCAGCGGAUCUGGGUGAAGGACCAGAAACCGGCUCUGGAGACGAAUCUGGGAUUCGUGGAGACCUACCGCGAUCCGCAUGGUGUCCGUGGAGAAUGGGAAGGCUUUGUCGCUCUGGUCAAUAUGGAACGCACGCGGGCGUUUGGUACGCUGGUGGACAGUGCAGAAAGCAUGAUCCCCAAACUGCCCUGGGGCAAGGACUUUGAAAAGGACAAGUUCCUCAGUCCGGAUUUCACGUCGCUCGAAGUUCUGAGCUUUGCAUGCUCCGGUCUGCCAGCCGGUAUCAACCUGCCUAAUUACGAUGACAUCCGGCAGAACCUGGGAUUCAAGAAUGUGUCCCUGGGCAACGUUCUCAGUGCGAAAGCUCCCAAUGAGCCAAUCCCUUUCAUUGCCAAAAAGGAUGAGGAGGUAUACCGUCGCUGCCGCGAUCCGGCUUUUGAAGUCCAGGUCGGCAUCCAUGAGCUUCUGGGUCAUGGUACGGGAAAACUGUUGCAAGAAACGGCUCCCGGACAAUACAACUUUGAUAUUGCCAAUCCCCCGAUCAGCCCCGUGACAGGAAAGCCCGUCUCGACCUGGUACAAACCGGGUCAGACGUGGAGCUCCGUCUUCGGCGCGAUUGCCUCGUCAUACGAAGAGUGUCGCGCCGAAUGCGUGGCCAUGGCUCUCGGUUGUGAUUUCGGCAUCCUGAAGAUCUUUGGAUUCGGCGAUGGCAGCGAGGACAUGGCUGGUGAGGCGGGUGAUGUGCUGUUCACCGCAUAUCUCCAGAUGGCUCGCGCGGGUCUGGUUGCAUUGGAAUUCUGGGAUCCCAAGACUCAGAAAUGGGGCCAGGCGCAUAUGCAGGCCCGAUACAGCAUCCUCCGCACGUUCCUUGAUGCCGGUGGUGACUUUGUCAAGCUGUCGUAUACCAAGGACGACUUGUCAGACCUGGAGAUCCAUCUGGAUCGCUCGAAGAUCUUGAGCCAUGGUCGCCCAGCAGUGGAGAAGUACCUCCAGAAGCUGCAUGUGUACAAGAGCACGGCGGACAUUGAGGCUGGCCUGGCUCUGUACAAUGGGAUUACCGCAGUGGACAAAUGGUGGGGGACCCAGGUGCGCGAGGUGGUGCUGAAGAACAAGGUGCCGCGUAAGGUGUUUGUGCAGGCCAACACCAUCCUGGACGGGGAUCAGGUCACGCUCAAGGAGUAUGAGCCGACGCUGGAAGGUCUGAUCCAGAGCUUUGCCGAGCGCCAUGUGUAG